GUGUGUGUGUGUGUGUGUGUGUGUGUGUGUGUGUGUGUGUGUGUGUGAUGAUUGUAAAGUGUGUGUGUGAUGAUGGUAAAGUGUGUGUGUGUCUCUCUAUACAGGCAGCAGAGGGCUUAUAUAGCCACCCAGGGCCCGCUGGCUGAGACUACUGAGGACUACUGGAGAAUGUUGUGGGAACACAACUCUACCAUAGUGGUCAUGUUGACUAAACUGAGGGAGAUGGGACGGGAGAAGUGCCAUCAGUACUGGCCAGCAGAGCGUUCUGCCAGGUACCAGUACUUUGUAGUGGACCCCAUGGCUGAGUACAACAUGCCCCAGUACAUCCUACGGGAGUUCAAGGUCACCGACGCCAGGGACGGCCAGUCUCGGACGGUUCGUCAGUUCCAGUUCACUGAUUGGCCGGAGCAAGGAGUGCCAAAGUCAGGGGAGGGGUUCAUUGAUUUCAUUGGCCAGGUGCACAAAACUAAAGAGCAGUUUGGCCAGGACGGACCAAUCACGGUGCACUGUAGUGCUGGUGUGGGGAGGACAGGGGUCUUCAUCACUCUGAGUAUCGUUCUGGAGAGGAUGAGAUAUGAAGGAGUAGUGGACAUCUUCCAGACUGUCAAGAUGCUGCGAACACAGAGACCUGCCACGGUUCAAACUGAGGACCAGUACCAGUUCUGUUACCGGGCCGGUCUGGAGUAUCUGGGCAGCUUCGACCACUAUGCAACAUAAUCCCUCCCUCUGGCCUGCGUCCCAAACAACACCCUAACUCCCUGUGUCGUGCACUACUUUAGACCACAGUGUAUUCUCACUUCUUUAGACCAGUGUGCACACUCAAAAGUAGUGCACUACUGAUUAGUGCGCUACACAGGGAAUUAGGGGCCAUUUGAGAUUAGGCCUCCACCACCUCCAGAGGGCAGGGCACCCAUGGCGCCACUCCUCCCCCAAAACGAGCACCUAAACUGAGCCAUAUUUGCGUGUCUGACCGGGGGAUACCUCCAGACCCCAACCCAAACCCACUCACUACUCAGUCAGAAGUGCACUACUUUGUGCAUUAUAUAGGGAAUAAGGCACCAUUUUGGACGCGAACUGGCACUACUUAACAAUGGAUUGAGGAUCCAAUGGACAGUAGACAGUUAGGGGGACAAGUCUUUACAUGGUAAAG
Molecule: messenger RNA, 1150 nt
Organism: Oncorhynchus nerka (sockeye salmon)
Lineage: Eukaryota; Metazoa; Chordata; Actinopteri; Salmoniformes; Salmonidae
Product: tyrosine-protein phosphatase 13
Exons: 5
Coding region: 70-717 (215 amino acids)
Biological process (GO): protein dephosphorylation
Molecular function (GO): protein tyrosine phosphatase activity
Source: RefSeq, a predicted model, not a curated record